CACGUCUCAGAGGGGCGGGUUUGGGGCCAAACCCGGACGCUUGGGUGUCCCCCGGAUGCCUGGGUGCCCCUCUGGACCCCUAAGUGCCCCCCCCCCCCCCCCCCCCCAGGCUCCUGGGUGACCCCAUAAGCUGAUGCUUUGCCCUCCUCUGUCAGGUCUGGACGCUUGUGACAUGUGGCCCUUCAUCUGCCUCCUCUUCCUCAUCCCGGGCUCCCUGUCCACGUGCCCCGCGGUGGUGACGGCUCCAAAGGAGUUGGUGGCCGCGGUGGGUUCUUGCCUCUACAUCUCCUGCCGCUACAACCUGUGCAAAGCGGGGCCGGACGCCCAGAUCAGCGACCUCCGUUGGAUCCACAAACCCAAGUACAACGAAAAGAUGAAGGAUUUCAUGGGCCAGAGCGUGACCCACCUCCGAGGGACCCCAGGAGCCAACGAGGGCAACUGUAGCCUCACCCUGCCCCACAUCCGAGGCGACAACGCCGGCGUCUACGGGCUGCGGUUGGUGGCCGAGCCCGGCCGCCGGACCUUCAAGACGCUGCGGUGGAUACACUAUGUCACCGUCAACGUCACCGACACCCCCCCAGCCCCCCAGCUAUGGCCGGACCCAGCCCCCCUCACCGAAGGCCGCAGGACCACCCUUGGGUGCUGGGUGCCCCCCGCCUGCCCCAACGAGAAUCCCACCCUCGUCUGGGAGGGACCCGCCGCCAAGACACCGAGGGUCGACGUGUACCCCCAGCUCCCCCCGGACAACGUCGCGACCCCCCCGGUUAUCGGCACCGCCUUGGCCUUCGAACCCUCUUGGUACCACGAUGGGACCCACCUCAACUGCAUCCUUCGGGGGUCCGAUGGACAGACCAUCACCCAAACGUUCCGGAAGCUCGAGGUCAACUUUGCCCCGCGGGAUGUGUGGGUGGAGGUGACGCCACCGUCCCCCGUCCGCGAGGGCCAGGACGUGACGCUGAGGUGCCAGGACUCGGCCAAACCCCCGUCCAACAGCUACACGUGGAGCUUGGAGGGCCGGAUCCUGCCCCACUACACGGCCCAGGUCCUCCUGCAGCCCACCAAGGCCACGGACGGUGGCGCCUACAGCUGCCGGGCCACCAACAUCGUGGGGACACACCAGUCACCCCCCACCACCCUUGAGGUCUACUACGCCCCCCGGGAUGUGUGGGUGGAGGUGACGCCACCGUCCCCCGUCCACGAGGGCCGGGAGGUGACGCUGAGGUGCCGGGACUCGGCCAAACCCCCGUCCAACAGCUACACGUGGAGCUUGGAGGGCCGGAUCCUGCCCCACUACACGGCCCAGGUCCUCCUGCAGCCCACCAAGGCCACGGACGGUGGCGCCUACAGCUGCCAGGCCACCAACGGCCUAGGGACAGCCAAGUCCCUCCCUGUCACCCUUGAGGUCUACUACCCUCCCCAAACGGCCACCUUGGAGACCUUGACCCCCCUACCGGCACUCGUGGAUUCCCACAUCACCUUACGCUGUGCCCUUGGCCCCGCCCACCCGGCACCUGUCAUCCAAUGGCUACGCAACGACCGCUGGGAGGUCAACACCCCCGGCCCCACCCUCAGCUUCAGCGCCGACCCCGCCCGCGCCGGCACCUACCGUUGCAUUGGCCAAAAUCCCGCCGGCUCCGCCCGCUCCCCGCCCCUCUCCGUCAUCGUCUGGUACCCCCCCAAGGCCGUACAGGUGCUGCAGAGCCCGGGGGGCCCGGUGGUGGCCGGGAGGGGCCCGGUGCGGCUUCGGUGCCAGGUGGGAGCGGCCGAACCCCCCAAGUUCAAGGUCAGCUGGUUCAAAAACGGGGAGGAGCUGCCCGACCCCGCCCCCAACCUCCUGCUGCCGGGCCCCGAAGCUGCCGACGCCGCCACCUACGUCUGCCAGGCCCGGAACGAGGUGGGGGCCACCCGCAGCCCCCCCGUCACCCUCGACGUCCACUUCGGCCCCCAGGGGGUCGAGCUGGUGCCGGAGCCGGGCCAGCGGGUGCAGGAGGCGACCGACGUCAUCCUACGGUGUCGGGCCGACGCCCGCCCCCCACCCAUGGCCUUCGAGUGGUUUUGGGAUGAGAGACCCCUCGGCCGGACCCCGAAAGGAUUAUGGGUGCUGCAGGCGGUGGGGACCCAGGCGUCCGGGCGGUACCGGUGCCGCGUCACCAAUGACGUCGCCACCGCUGACUCCUCUGAUGUCAUCGUGACCGUCUACUACUCCACCUCCACCAUCCUCCGAAAGACCUUCCUGGGUCUCGGCGUGGGGCUGGGCAUCCUCCUGGUGCUGGGCACCCUUGGGUGCUUCCUCCGCCGCCGGUGGCGGCAGCGGCAGGUGGCAGCCGAUGAGGAACCCGUGGUAGAACCAUCAGGAACCUUCUUCCUUCGUAAUAAAAAGCCCCGGACGCCGGCGUCCCCUCGACCUCCUCGUGGCCCUGAUGACACCAACGCCAUCAGUUACUCAUCGUUGCUGUCACUCCCCGGGUCUGGGUCUGUCCCCAGGCUGCGAGGGGACACUGUUGUCUACACCGUCCUCAAGAGAAACGACGGUGCUGCAAAGGCCGAAGGUCCUGACUAUGAGAACGUCCAACCUGGUCCCAGCAGCAGAGAGAGGGACAGGGAUGGGGACAGGGACGGGGCACUGGUCUACGCUGCCCUGGCCCUGUCCUCCCCGGGGACACCGCGGGGACACGCCGGGGACCUUGGGGACGCUGUUGAGUACACCACCCUGAGGCACUGAGACCUUGGGGACCCCACGCUACGGGGAAGUGGCCACCACGGGGACACCACAAAUGGUCCACCAUGACAUGAGGACUUGGCCACCACGGGGACACCACAAAUUCUCUGCAGUGACAUGAGGGUUGGCCACCGUGGCCACCAUAAAAUGUCACGGUGACACAAGGAUUGGCCACCACGGGGACCCCAUAAAUUCUCCACAGUGACACGAGGAUUGGCCCCCACAGGGCCACCAUAAAACGCCGCAGUGACGUCAGAACAUGGCCACCACAGAAUGUCCGCCAUGACAUGAGGAUUUGCCACCACCAGGACACCAUAAAG
Messenger RNA from Phalacrocorax carbo (great cormorant), 3039 nucleotides. Lineage: Eukaryota; Metazoa; Chordata; Aves; Suliformes; Phalacrocoracidae. The record is from RefSeq and is a predicted model, not a curated record.